This is a messenger RNA of Chelonia mydas (Green sea turtle), 4022 nucleotides long. It is a transcript of the gene LRIG3, whose product is annotated as leucine rich repeats and immunoglobulin like domains 3. Bases 190 to 3543 code for a protein of 1117 amino acids. The record is from RefSeq and is a predicted model, not a curated record. Gene Ontology annotation, molecular function: protein binding. The transcript is spliced from 19 exons. Lineage: Eukaryota; Metazoa; Chordata; Testudines; Cheloniidae.
GCGGGCCGGGCUCAGCGGGAGGAGGCGGAAAGUUUGUGGAGCGGCUGGGGCUGGCGGAGACUGCAGCGGGUUGGGCGCUGUCUGCUUCUCCCGGCGGCCCCGGGGCAUGAGCAGGACCUGCCGACCGCACUGAGAGCCGGCAGGUUGCGCCUGGGCGAGAGCGGGGCGGCGGCCCAGGGAGCCCCGGCCAUGAGCUGCCCGCUCCGCGCUGCCCCAGCCGCCGCGCUGGGCUUGCUGCUGCUCCUGCUCGGCCGCCUGGCGGGGAGCUCGGCCGCCGGCGGCCCCGGCUCCCCCUCCUGCCCGGCUCCGUGCCGCUGCUUGGGGGACCUGCUGGUCUGCAGCCGCCUCAAGCUGAGCCGGGUGCCCGAGCGGCUCCCGCAAGGGGUGGUGCAGCUGGACUUAAGUCACAACAGAUUAUCUUCAAUCAAGGCCAGUUCUUUGAGUCACCUUCAUAGUCUUCGAGAAAUAAAAUUGAACAACAAUGAACUGGAGACCAUACCUAAUCUGGGACCAGUCUCUGCAAAUAUUACUCUUCUGUCCUUGACCAGUAACAAGAUUGGGAGCAUCUUGCCUGAACAUCUGAAACCAUUUCAGUCUCUAGAAACUUUGGACCUGAGCAACAAUAAUAUUUCAGAGUUGAAAACUGCAUCAUUUCCUUCUUUGCAGCUCAAGUAUCUGUAUAUUAACAGUAAUCGAAUAACCUCCUUGGAGCCAGGUGCCUUUGACAGUUUGUCUAGCACACUUCAAGUAUUGAAACUGAACAGGAACAAAAUUUCAGCCAUCCCUCAAAAGAUGUUUAAGCUGUCCCAUCUGCAGCACCUGGAGCUGAAUCGCAACAAAAUAAAAAAAAUAGAUGGGCUUACUUUCCAAGGACUUACUGCUUUGAAAUCACUAAAAAUGCAACGAAAUGGGGUAAAUAGACUCAUGGAUGGAGCUUUCUGGGGUCUAACCAACAUGGAAGUCUUGCAGCUGGACCAUAACAACCUAACAGAGAUUACCAAAGGCUGGCUUUAUGGCUUGCUGAUGUUGCAGCAGCUCCAUCUCAGCCAAAACGCCAUCAGCAGGAUCAGCCCCGAUGCCUGGGAAUUUUGCCAGAAACUCAGCAAGCUAGAUUUAACAUUUAAUCACUUCGCAAGAUUGGAUGAUUCAAGCUUCGUUGGUUUAAGCCUACUAGUUGGACUGUAUAUUGGGAACAACAAAGUAAACUACAUUGCUGAUUGUGCCUUCCGGGGACUUUCCAGUUUACAGACUUUGGAUCUGAAGAACAAUGAAAUCUCAUGGACUAUUGAAGAUAUGAAUGGUGCAUUCUCUGGACUUGACAAACUUAGAAUGCUGAUACUCCAAGGAAACAGGAUUAGGUCCAUUACAAAGAAAGCAUUUUCUGGUUUGGAUGCACUUGAACACCUGGAUCUAAGUAACAAUGCGAUCAUGUCAGUGCAAGGAAAUGCAUUUUCGCAAAUGAAGAAACUUGAAGAAUUGCACUUAAAUACAUCAAGUCUUUUGUGUGACUGCCAGCUAAAAUGGCUACCACAGUGGGUAUCGGAAAACAACUUUCAGAGGUUUGUGAAUGCCAAUUGUGCCCACCCUCAGCUGCUAAAAGGCAGAAGUAUCUUUGCUGUUAGCCCAGAUGAGUUUGUGUGUGAUGAUUUUCCUAAACCACAGAUCACUGUCCAGCCAGAAACUCAGUCAGCAAUCAAAGGCUCCAAUUUGAGUUUCAUAUGUUCGGCAGCCAGCAGCAGUGACUCCCCUAUGACUUUUGCAUGGAAAAAGGACAAUGAAUUACUGCAUGAUGCUGAAAUGGAGAAUUAUGCACAUCUCCGGGCACAGGGCGGUGAAGUGAUGGAAUACACUACCAUACUUCGGCUACGCAAUGUUGAAUUCAGCAAUGAAGGAAAAUACCAGUGUGUUAUUUCAAAUCACUUUGGUUCAUCCUACUCUGUCAAAGCCAAGCUCACAGUUAACAUGCUGCCUUCAUUUACAAAGAUGCCCAUGGACCUAACCAUUCGUGCUGGGGCAACGGCACGAUUAGAAUGUGCUGCAGUUGGUCAUCCAGUACCGCAGAUUGCUUGGCAGAAAGAUGGUGGCACAGACUUUCCUGCAGCACGCAAGAGACGUAUGCAUGUCAUGCCUGAGGAUGAUGUGUUCUUUAUUGUUGAUGUAAAAAUUGAGGACACUGGAGUUUAUAGCUGUACAGCUCAAAACACUGCUGGGAGCAUUUCAGCUAAUGCAACACUGACAGUACUAGAAACACCAUCAUUUUUGCGGCCCUUGCUAGACCGAACAGUAACAAAAGGUGAAACUGCAGUCUUGCAAUGCAUUGCUGGUGGUAGCCCUCCGCCUCGGUUGAACUGGACUAAGGAUGACAGCCCGUUGGUGGUAACAGAAAGGCACUUCUUUGCUGCAGGCAACCAGUUACUGAUUAUUGUGGACACAGACAUUGAAGAUGCUGGGAAAUACACUUGUGAAAUGUCUAAUACGCUUGGAACAGAGAGAGGCAACAUUCGUCUAAAUGUAAUUCCCACUCCCACUUGUGAUUCUCCUCAAAACAUUGCUCCAUCAUUGGAUGAUGAUGGAUGGGCCACAGUCGGUGUAGUGAUCAUAGCAGUGGUUUGCUGUGUGGUGGGCACUUCCCUUGUGUGGGUGGUCAUCAUAUACCACACAAGGAGAAGAAAUGAAGAUUGCAGCAUCACAAAUACAGAUGAGACCAACUUGCCUGCUGACAUUCCAAGUUACCUGUCAUCCCAGGGAACAUUAGCUGAAAGGCAGGAUGGGUAUGGGUCAUCAGAAAAUGGAAGUCAUCAUCAGUUCAUAACUUCUUCAAUGGGGGGAUAUUUUUUACAGCAAAGAGAUAGUAAUGGCAUUUGUCAUCUAGAUAAUGACAGUGAAACAGACCUGGAGGUUGUUACAGAUCCAUUUUUAUGCCACUAUCUGGGGACUUCAGGGACUGUGUAUUUAAAAGGGAAUGCUUAUGGCUCUGACGUUUUUGAAGCAUACCAUACAAGCUGCAGCCCUGACCAAAGAACAGUGUGCAUGGACCCAUGUGACUCUAGUUACUUAAAGAAAAAAGAACGCUAUCCAUAUUCACUUGGAACAUUAUCACAUUCACCAGAAGAUCCCUUUGACCAGUAUGUUGGCAGCAUUGGAAUGCAGGCUACAAGUAGCAAAUUGCUUGACUCUACUUGCAUGCCAAGUGAAGGAAUUGGAGUGAAAAGCUUGACUCUAAACGCCGACAUCUUUGAUUUGAACAGAAAUCAGGAACCAUCCGCUAUUACCACUAGUAGCACUUUCAUGGGAACAUUUGGAAAGUCUCUAUGGAGGCCUCAACUAGACUCUUUUCCAAGCUGUAUGCAGCCAGCAAGUUGUCAACCCAAAACCUUCCAUAAUAAUAAUAAUCCUCAAGCCUCAUUGGACUUUGACUCAGAGGCAGAGGAAGAUGGAAAGGACAGGAUGGUUUCUCAUGAGGAAAACAGCAUUUGUACUUACAAACAGGCCUUUGAAAACUUUAGGACUCCUACUUUCCAGUCUUGUGACCUGAAUACAUAGCUGCUUUUGGACUGGCCAUUGAUAGAUGGAACCAAAGGAAAUAUUUUUGACAUACUACCUCAAUGUGGAGCUUUAUUUAAAAGGGGUGGGGGGAAUCCAUGUUUUUAAUGGAGCUAUGAAAUCAGAAAGAAUGAAUACGUUUUUAUACAGAUAAAACAUAAUUGCCAAAAUGUUAUAAAAUUUUAUACAGGGAAUACAUUCCUUAGAGAAGUACUAUAUUUCUAAUUAUUUUAUAGCUUUGUUUUAUGCAAAUGGUAUCUCUUGUAAAUUAAUGAUGUAAAUAAUACUAUGUAUAUUUUCUGUCAGACUUCAUUUUAUUGAAAUGAGUACUAAAGCAUCCUAAACUUGUACCAAUAUCUGUACCUUUUUAUGAAUGGACGUUCCGUGCUGUUUGCAGGUACCAUGCAUCUUAUUUGCACAUCACUUUUAAUAAAAUAUGCUGCCUUGUGGUCUUGAGACACAAUGGAGUAUGAAAAAUG